AGAAGGAGGGGGAGAGGGGUACGAUCGGGUUGACGUGGAUAAACGGGCUGUUGCGACGCGUCUGGCCUCGAAAGUUCUCGGCGCCGCUUUAACUUCCGGCCCAUGUCGGGUGAAACUGGAAGGACAAAAUCGAACGAGGCGGUUUAAGGUCUCACGAGGAAUUCCCAAAUACUCCGGUUUAGUUGCUCUGCUGAACGUGCUUGUUAGUUUUCUACUUCUUUGUAGUCUGUCUAUUUUCUGCAACUGCUUCUUCCUCCGUGCUGGCCACAGCAACAAUGGACGCUUGUAUAAAGCAAGAACCUUGCGGUGCUCCCAAUGUUCAAAACUCCAGGCCGAAAACCGAAGUUACUUCGACCGCCCCUGACACUGUAAUCGAACUCAGCAGCAGCGACUCGGAUUCAGACAUUGAUUUGGACAAUUUAAUCGGCAGCAGAAUUGUCCCAGCCCUUUCAAGAAGGGAAACUGGUACAGAUGGGGCUUUGGUUGCCAACCAUGGAGGUAUUUCAAUGAAGCGAAAGACCGAUGAGGGCGGAGUCCAUUUGCCUCUCGGAUUUCUUGGUUCUCUUCAUUCGGAAACGCCACAGCCGAUGUUGAGAUUGCCAGCUCCUGAGUUGCCUUCUACUUCGAUACAUGCAAACGGCAACGGAUACUUAAAUGCGCGGUCCAACGCCAAGAGCUGCAAGCAAUUCUGGAAGGCCGGAGACUAUGAGGGCGCGAGUAGUGAUGCUUGGGAUUCUUCAUCCGGUGGCAUGGAUCAUGUCAGAGUUCAUCCGAAGUUUCUGCAUUCUAAUGCCACAAGUCACAAGUGGGCACUUGGAGCUUUUGCUGAACUUUUGGAUAACUCAUUGGAUGAGGUUUGUAACGGGGCUACUUAUGUCAACGUUGAUAUGGUGAUAAAUAAAAAAGAUGGUACAAGGAUGCUGCUGAUUGAAGAUAAUGGAGGUGGAAUGGAUCCGGAUAAAAUGCGUCAAUGCAUGUCACUGGGUUACUCUGUGAAAAGCAAAUUAUCAAAUACUAUUGGGCAAUACGGAAAUGGUUUUAAAACGAGUACCAUGAGACUUGGGGCUGAUGUAAUUGUGUUCUCACGCUAUCCGGGGAGAGAUGGAAAGAGCUCUACACAAAGUAUUGGCUUGCUGUCCUACACGUUUUUGAGGUGUACAGGGAAGGAAGACAUUGUAGUACCCAUGCUUGAUUAUGAAAGAGAAGGUCAGGGCUGGAAUAGGAUAAUACGAUCUUCUUUGGCAGAUUGGACUAAAAAUGUUGAAACAAUAGUUCGAUGGUCACCUUUCCCCAGUGAAGAUGAUCUUCUUCGGCAGGAUUUUAGAAAGAAGUUGGCGACAAGAAUUAAUAUGAUGAAAGGUCAGGGAACACGAAUAAUCAUAUACAACCUUUGGGAGGAUGACCAAGGUCAACUGGAACUUGAUUUUGAUGCAGAUCCGCAUGAUAUUCAAAUCAGAGGAGUGAACCGGGAGGAGAAACACAUACAGAUGGCUAAAGAGUUUCCCAACUCUAGGCACUUCCUCACAUAUCGACAUUCGUUAAGGAGUUAUGCCUCAAUUUUAUAUCUGAGGCUUCGUCCAGGCUUCAGAAUUAUUCUUCGUGGGAAAGAUGUUGUGCAUCACAAUAUUGUGAACGAUAUGAUGAUGUCUCAGGAGGUUACAUACAGGCCACAAGCAGGCGUGGAUGGGGCUCCAAAGGAUUUAAAUAUGGUUGCUGUUGUGACUAUUGGAUUUGUCAAGGAUGCAGUUCAUCAUAUUGAUGUUUCUGGUUUCAAUGUUUAUCAUAAGAAUCGACUCAUAAAGCCCUUCUGGAGGAUUUGGAAUCCUGCAGGAAGUGGUGGGCGAGGGGUCAUAGGAGUUUUAGAAGCUAACUUUGUGGAGCCAGCUCAUGAUAAGCAAGGCUUUGAGCGUACAAUAGUUCUAUCAAGACUAGAGUCGCGACUGGUACAAAUGCAGAAGAGUUAUUGGCACUCAAACCGUGAGAAAAUUGGUUAUGCUCCUAAUUGUAGCAAGAAAUUACGAGCUGAGAGGGCAGAUAGAGAGACAUCUCCUGAUUAUACUCCGGGAUCAUCACAUUUUAAGGGGAAAUACUCUGCUUCAAGCCGCAAAGCAACACCAAAUAUUGAUAAGUUAGCCUCUUCUAAAAGAAUUGGAAGGAAACAAAGUUCAUACGAACUGGCAACGUCUGAAGAGGAUGAUAAUGAUGAAGAUUAUGUUGUUCACCCCAAGAAACGAGCAACUGAAGACAAGCAGAAGACAUUUCAGGCCGAGAAAUCUCUAGGUGAGGACAGUUUUCUCCAAGAUAUCACAUUAAGCGGAAGAACCUUGAAGUCCCCAAGAGGAUCCAAGCCAAAGGGGAAUGAUGUUAGUGAAGCCCGUUGUCCAAUUUCUGAUCCUGAUAUAUGCACUUUGGAGCAGUUGAAAGAAGAGAAUCGGGACUUGAAGGAAAGAUUAAGCGGGAUGGAGGAAGAAAUUAUUGGAGAAUUAAGGCGGGAUUUGCAGCAUGAAAUGGACAAGUGCAAAUCUCUUGAAGCUCAGCUCCGGGCUGCUGAGAAGACGAUUGAAGAAUUGAACAAGGAACAAGAAACUAUAAUUGAUGUAUUCACCGAAGAAAGGGAUCGACGAGAUGCUGAGGAGAAAAAAUUGCGAAAGAAGUUACAGGAAGCAUCUGAUACCAUCGAAGAACUCCGUGACAAGGUAAGGCUGCAAGAGAAGAGGCUUUCAAGUGGGAAGCUAGGACGGUGAGAACGUGAGAUCAUGGUUUCUGAAUUCUGACUACGAGGCUCCUGACACGUAUUACUAAUUUUGUCCAUCAAUUUCAUUGGCUGCCUAUGGGCUGGUCCAUCGUAUAUAGACUGCCGGAUCUUGCUUAUCAAACGUUGGAGGGGUCGUAUCAUGUGCGGCCAGUUUUGAGCUGUAUAGUUGAUGGUGCUUACUGAUCUAGAUUCUGUAUAUAUGGCAAUAGCAUGUGAUUGAUUGUUGCUCCCUUGGCCGUGUCUUGAUGAACAUUCAUUUAGUGUGGUAAAUGGUGCCUUGUUCUUUAGUGUAUGUAAUGCAUUUUGUGGUCCAAAGGGAAGUUUAGCAUUUCUUUGUGCAGAAUUGGGAUUUCAGUUCACGACCUUUAGCCCACAUUUUAACUCUUUGCUGAGAAUAUUACUAGUAGGAGACUGUUUUAAGAA
Molecule: messenger RNA, 3178 nt
Organism: Neltuma alba
Lineage: Eukaryota; Viridiplantae; Streptophyta; Magnoliopsida; Fabales; Fabaceae
Product: protein MICRORCHIDIA 7
Exons: 21
Coding region: 276-2744 (822 amino acids)
Cellular component (GO): nucleus
Molecular function (GO): ATP hydrolysis activity
Source: RefSeq, a predicted model, not a curated record